AUGUCUGGACGCCAGGUGAGACAUUCCAACACUAAUAGCUGCUUGAACCAUCCCAAAAAUGUGUCCUUUCCAGACCAGACUUCAGGCUGGUCCCAAUGCCCUGUGACCAGGGCUAACAGCCUCAAACGUCACUGCACCCCAAAUGGCUCGGAGUUCAGCAGCUGCAGCAGCCCUUUGGAACGGUCCGACAGCCCCGGCUCCCCUAGACUUCCAGUGAGAAGAAUCUGCAUGGGCCGACCCUACAACUCCAAGUUUGUAGAGACGAGCCACCUGGCGAACCGCCCCAAGGUGGCCAAAAAGCCCUCUUGCCAUGACAGCCUCCACUGCCUGCUCUGCACAGAUGGUCCCAUUGACCACUCUAGUCCCACCUUCCUGGACCAACUCAUCAGAGGCAUCAACUACCUUGACAGAUCCACCAACUGCCCCAAAUCACUGAGCCUGCCAAGGCUCGCAGUCAGCUACCUAGAACAGGCUGCUAACUCACUCCACCUGGAUCACCCGGACCACUCCUUCCCCCGCAGUUACUCCAGCCCCAGCAUCAGCAUGGAUGCCUCUCACAACACCAGCACCUGCAUGGUGCCAUCCAUCAAGGAUGUCAAUGUUUUGCAGUGUGUGGAUAACUCCAUCAACACAAGUUGCUCACGCCAACUUCACAGCCAGAACUUCAUUCCAAUGCUGCCACAGAGGCCUGGGAUGAAGUUGCCUGAGCUCCCCUUGUUUGGCAACGGGAUCUUUUCUUUAGGUCGCCUGCCCAAGUUCUGGGAAGCAAUCCGCUCAGGUUGGAGUGCCCCUCGUGAGCCCAUCUCCAAACCCUGUAGCUGGUGGUAA
Molecule: messenger RNA, 828 nt
Organism: Molossus molossus (Pallas's mastiff bat)
Lineage: Eukaryota; Metazoa; Chordata; Mammalia; Chiroptera; Molossidae
Exons: 1
Coding region: 1-828 (275 amino acids)
Source: RefSeq, a predicted model, not a curated record